This is a messenger RNA of Homo sapiens (human), 2175 nucleotides long. It is a transcript of the gene TSEN15, whose product is annotated as tRNA splicing endonuclease subunit 15. Gene Ontology annotation, biological process: tRNA splicing, via endonucleolytic cleavage and ligation. NCBI's taxonomy places the organism in Eukaryota, Metazoa, Chordata, Mammalia, Primates, Hominidae. The record is from RefSeq and is marked reviewed. Gene Ontology annotation, molecular function: nucleic acid binding. The transcript has 4 exons. Gene Ontology annotation, cellular component: nucleolus; nucleus. The coding region runs from base 27 to 494 and encodes 155 amino acids.
ACCACGGGAGCGCCGCACCGGCCGGCAUGGAGGAGCGCGGCGAUUCCGAGCCGACCCCCGGCUGCAGCGGCCUGGGUCCGGGCGGUGUUCGCGGCUUUGGCGACGGCGGUGGAGCUCCUUCGUGGGCCCCUGAGGACGCCUGGAUGGGCACUCACCCUAAGUAUCUAGAAAUGAUGGAAUUAGAUAUAGGAGAUGCCACCCAAGUUUAUGUAGCGUUCUUGGUUUACCUGGACCUCAUGGAAAGCAAAAGCUGGCAUGAAGUAAACUGUGUAGGAUUACCAGAACUCCAGCUCAUCUGCCUUGUUGGUACUGAGAUAGAAGGGGAGGGGUUACAGACUGUGGUGCCUACCCCCAUCACUGCUUCCCUCAGCCAUAACAGUUGUACACAGAAGAAAGCCCAUAUGAGGACACAGCAAGAAGGUGGCUGUCUUCAAGCCAAGAAGAGAGGCCUCAUCAGAGAUGGAAUGUUCCUGCACUUCGGUCUGGAUUUCUAGUGUCCAGAACUGUGAGAAAAUAAAUUUCUGUUGUUUAAGCCACCUGGUCUGUGGUAUUUUGUUAUGACAGGCCUAGCAAACUAACGUAAAAUGCUUUGGUACAGCAGCAGGCACAAGGUAGAGAUUCAUUAAUUGUAAUAAUACCAUAUAAAUAAUUAUUGAUAAUGGCACUAUCAAUAAUUGCCAUUGUUAUUGCUUCUAAUAAAACACCCACCCUUCUGGGGGAGAGAGGAAGAAUUUUGGAAACUCCAGUAACAAACAGUCUGCAAAUCCACUUUGAGCUUCUGAUGAGAAAUUGAGGGCACUCGAAAGAAAUAAAUCACAUUCACUGAAAUUUUCUGAUCCUAUUUCUGUACAUAUGUCAUGAUAAUUUGUGUCAAGUAAUAUGACAGCAUCUUUCCUCUGAGGGACUUAAUGUGCUUAUGCCAACUACUUAUCCAUCAGGCAAAUGUUUACAUUCUGAGGAUGAACUAAGGGAAUGUCUUAGAUAGCUGGGAGCCUGAGGCUAGGACUGUGCACUGAGGGGCACUAAUAAAAUCAGAUAAUCAAAUUUCUUCCACCUUCUCUGUGGUUUAGGCUGUGCAGUCUGGAAGCAGGCCAGGUGGUUGGUUUUAGGAAUCACAGGGUUGAGCUUACAGUACAAGACAGAUUUUACUUCAAGUCUAAGUUAGCCUUGACUAAUGAUUGUUCCAUCACUUUUAGAUGUCCAGCUAACUCACUUACAGGCACAUCAGGAAGAGGGACCUCUCAAGACUGUUUUCUCACCAAAACUCUGAGGUUCUGGUUUCAUAACUGUAUUAGUCCAUUUUCACGCUGCUGAUAAAGACAUAGCCAAGACUGGACAAUUUACAAAAGAAAGAGGUUUAAUUGGACUUACCGUUCCACAUGGCUGGGGAAGCCUCACAAUCAUGGUGGAAGGCAAGGAGGAGCAAGUCACAUCUUAUAUGGAUGGCAGCAGGCAAAAAGUGAGAGAGUUUGUGCAGGAAAACUCCCCCUUAUAAUAACCAUCAGCUCUCGUGAGACUAUCAUGAUAACAGCACGAGAAAGACCUGCCCCCAUGAUUCAGUUACCUCCCACUAGGUCCCUCCCACAACACGUGGGAAUUCAAGAUGAGAUUUGGGUGGGGACACAGCCAAACCAUAUUAAUAACAUUCACAUUCUUUCUGGACACCCAAUCAAGCCCUCCACAUGGACCUGUGGGCUGCAGACUCUUGCAGACAGAUCAGGGAGGAGGGCAGAAAAGGCCUCUCAGCAACUGCAGUUCUUUGUGCCUGCAUUUCCAAUUCAGAUGAAUGCAUUAGAAAUGGUCCUAAAAUGUAUUUGAAAAAAACAGAACCAUCUAAGAUCAUUGGUCAGAGCUCCAAAUGGUUUAUAAAGAGGGGGAACAAUAUGCUGACUUCUGAAAAAUGGGAAGGGGGUUACAUUGGCUUGAUUGAAACCAGUUGAAGGAGGUUUUUUGUGUUUUUCCCCCAAGUUUUUCUUGACUAAUGAUUGUUCAGGUCUUUAAAUCAGUGUUGUCCAACUGUCCCCAAAGACUACAUAAGGCACAGUUGAAAUCUGUAUUGUCCCUUGCUGUUACUGCCUCUCCGCUGCCCUUAACUCACAGGAUGAGGUAUUAUAGGUUAUAGAAUCCCUUGCUUUUUAUUCCUUUAUCACAGAUGGAUGAAGUGCUCAAAUCUGA